Molecule: messenger RNA, 11233 nt
Organism: Pomacea canaliculata
Lineage: Eukaryota; Metazoa; Mollusca; Gastropoda; Architaenioglossa; Ampullariidae
Product: FYVE, RhoGEF and PH domain-containing protein 6-like
Exons: 23
Coding region: 153-5186 (1677 amino acids)
Cellular component (GO): cytoplasm
Molecular function (GO): guanyl-nucleotide exchange factor activity; metal ion binding
Source: RefSeq, a predicted model, not a curated record
GUAGUCAUGCAGAACUUUCAUAGACGUCCCAGAUGUUCAGUCAUAAUUUUUUCAUCAUCGCAGCUCUUGCGAUUUCAAUAUCUCAUUUUCACUCCCAAUUGUCCUAAAUGUUUGCAUUUUUCCUCUUAGAGUAAAUACAGAAAUUUUCUGCAAUGGAGCAGCCUUCCAGCCACAGAAACUGCAGCACUGCUGCACUGUCGAGUCCUGGUGCUGCUAAAAAGGUCCCUUCAGUCCACGCUAAUCGUGCCCGCCCAGAGGUGCCAACAAAGCCAAGUCCUGCUGGGAGUAAGCCACGCCCUCCUGUUCCUAGAAAGCCACCUGUUGCCAGUGUUAACCAUGAGGGGAGCAACAGUGUUGGAGCCCCAGUGCCAGAACCCCGACAGGCAGCCACCUGGCAAAAUCUUGGUAAAAAGCAGGAAGCAUGUCAAGACACACCAUCAUCUGGCGUUGCACCACCACCACCACUGCCUCAGUUUCCUCCAAACACACCCCUAUCUGUUGUUUCAAAUCGUUCUGACAUGCCAUCCAGGCCUAAUCCUCCACGACCAAGAAGAUCUGCUCCCCCAGUUCCACCCAAAAAGCCAGCCCACAGACUUUUGGAUUCUUCUGAGAGCCCAGAGAGUAAACAAGUCAAUUCUUUUUGCACUAAGGAAGCUAUCAUUUCAGAUACAACAGAAUCCUCGCAUACGGAAAAUAUGGAGAAGGCAGUGGUCGACUCAAGAUCCUAUGAGCAAGUAUUUGUAGAGGAAAACUCAAGUGAAGCUGUUCCAGAACCGGGAAAUUUUCACUCAGUGGUCAAUGGAGAUAAAGCUUGUGAUAGUAAAGAUAUCUGUGGUGAUAUGCCAACAAAAGACUGCAUUUUCAGUAAUGAUCAGCAACCUAUAAGUAAACAAAACCACAUUGAUAACUCAUAUGACAUUCUUGACAAGUCAGGUGAGAGAGAGACUGUUGUAUCACCUGCUAGCAGGGCUUCAUCUUACUCUUCUUCUGCAGUAGAAAAUGUGACCAUAGCCAAGGUAGAAUGUUCCAGAGGGCCAGAGACUGCAGUGGCCCUCUCUGACAGGGGCACAUGUACUUCAAAGGUGCUGGACACCACCCUCUUGGAGCAGCAGGAGGAUCCAGUGCUGCCUGUUAAAGAUCUGUUGAAAAAGUUUGCUCAACCUUUGUCGCCAUCUGCAGGUCCAAGGGUCAGGCCUAAACCUCGAAAACGAGCAAGUCUUUUGAAGCCAACAGUGAAUGCUGACAAUGUUUCAUCACAGUGUGGUGAUUACUUUGGUCCUGAUGAAUCAUGUCAGGGAGAACAGGAGGCUGACUGUCCCCAGCUGCUGCCAACUCCCGUUCAAGAGAGAAAGCGCCAGAAAGUUAGUGAGGCGGAAACCCUGAGUGUGCAAGUUAAUUCUGUGAGUGUUGAAACUUUGCAGAGGGAAGAUGCUACAGAACUGCAUUUGUCUUGCUGUGGUGAACCUAAUGGAACAUUACAGAGUUACAGCGGUACAGAGCUACACUCUUCUUUCACAGGAGAGGCACCUCAGUAUUACACCAAAAAACAAGUUUCAGACAGUUUAGAAAAUGUGCUUAAAACUUCAGCACAGAGUAAGGACUCUGCAGAGGAGAUGCAGAAAGCUGUUUUGUCUUCUGAACUGUCCCAUGCAGAAGAUCUUAGAGAAGAUGGGCCUUCAUCUCCUUGUGAUGAUGCCUAUGAAGAGGGAAGCAAGCCUCAAGCACCUUGUGCAAGAGAAGCAGAAAAAGAGGAGGAAGAGAAGGACGCGGAAAGGGAGAAUUUAUCAGAAGAAGCCAAAGUUAAAGAUGUCAGAGUUCUACUGGAAUCAGAUGCUGAGCAACAUGAACUGCAGAAUGAGGUGGCUGAAACAGCUGAAGACCCUAGAUUAAAUGAAACUCAUUCAUUUACCUUUGGUGACGUGGGUGAAACAUGUGGCAUUCUUAAGGAAAUUGAGGCUCUUCUCAACAAGCGCAUGAAAGGAGGUGCAGACUUUAACCUGGAGGUGUCAUCUGAAACCGAGGACACAACCAAUCACACAGUCUCUACUUUGUCAACAUUGCCUCAGAGGCCCCCACGACCAAAGCGUGCCAGUAAACUGAAGCAGAUGUCAGAUGUUUCAUCUGUUGACAGUUCCAGCACAGAGAGUCUCACUUCUGUUGGUUUGUCAACUAAAAAGCCUUGUCCACCAAAGCCUAGGCGGAAAAAUGCACCUGGUUCAGUUAUCCGUAGCAUGUCUGAUGUGUCUGGGAUGAGAAGUGUAGUCGACAGAGUUCUUGAUGACGGAGAUGAUGAGACUCCAUGCUUGCCACCAAGACAGCGAUCGCUUCGUCUCCCUGAUCUCAAGCCCCCUCCUCUGCCCCCUCGGAAUAAGUCAAUGGAACGUUUGUCAGAUAACCUAGACUCAUGCCUUUCUGGAUCUGAAGGAAGUGUGGUGGAAGCUGUUAAGUCAUGCAGAAAGAGUGAGAAGCUGUCGUCUCCUUUGGCUGGCCAUUCAGAGAUGCCUGACAGCCUACUCAGAUCUGCAACACAAGCAAAGAACAGAAAAAAUCUUCCCAGACCCACAAGGCAGGCACCGCCACCCCCACCUGCUAAAGCUGGUGGUCAGUCGUUGAGCAUGAACUCUAGUCAGUCAUCAGUGACUUCAAAAAGUCACACAGAAAAAGUGCCACAAUAUAGCAAGAUUGCAAUUGAUGCUUUAAAUGCAACAGUAGGAUACGUUCAUGGUGGACAAGAAAGUGGAGAUUUUGAUGACACUAAUAAGAGUCCUGCUGUCGUGAGUGUGGCGCAGAAUUACCUGGUGGACCAUGACUAUCUUGAGAUUCCAGAGGACUUAGCCAAACGCCUUGCCCAGGAGUCAGCAAUGCAUCAGCCACCACCUGUCAUAACAAAAGAAGAAACACCACCCCCAGAUCUCCCACCUCGAAAUUAUGUUGGUCCAUCCCAAGAGGAUGCAUCUGAGAGACACUAUGAUAUUGUGAGUGAGAGUGAAAAUAUUGCUGAGCAGCCACUUUUAGGAGAGAGUGCAUUACAUUCUGGACAGGACGAGUCACGACCAUCCUCAUUCUUAGAGACACUUGGGUCAGCAGUGGAUGGAUAUGACAGUCAUCACCUUCGGCCGGCCAGUGCCAUCAGCAGCAGUAGCAGCCAUUCUGACAAUGGGUCUGGAAUUGUGGAUCAGCCCAGCAGUUCUGACUCAGAGGAUGAAGACGGAGAAAAAAAGCUGAAAGCCAAAAGAGAGAAGAAGGUUUUUGAUAUUGCUGAAGAAGUCAUGAAAUCAGAAAAAGUAUUUGUGGAUGUUCUCAGGCUACUGAACGUGGAUUUUAGGGUCUUUGUCUCCCAAAAGACAGAAGAGGUUGGACAUGCAGUCGUUCCUUCAGAGACCCUGAAUAAAAUCCUAGACUACCUGCCUCAGCUGCAGAGCUUCAAUGAAGUGCUUCUGAAGGACUUGAAAGAGCGCAUUGAUGGCUGGGAGCAGAACCAAAAAAUUUCAGACAUCUUUGUGAAGAAGGGUCCCUUCCUUAAGUUGUAUUCCUCAUACAUACGCAACUUUGAACAUGCAACAGCUCUUUUGGAUGAGACUUGCAAGAAACAUCAUGAGUUUCAACUAACUGUGCUGCAGUUUGAGAGGACUCCCAAGUGUGCAAACCUGGCCCUAAAACACUAUAUGCUGAAACCCAUUCAGAGGAUACCACAGUACAAGCUGCUGCUACAAAAUUACUUGAACCAGUUGACACCAGAGAGCACUGACUAUAGAGACACAAUUGUUGCCUUGAACAUUGUGAGUGAAGUGGCUGACCAUGCCAAUGAGAGUAUGCGACAUGGGGACAAUGUACAAAAACUGCUGGAAGUCCAAAGGUCACUGAUAGGUCAGUUUGAGGUCAUCCAGCCAGGUCGGGUUCUCAUAAAGCGAGGGGAACUCCAGAAGCUGUCAAGGAAGGUGAUGCAGCCACGCAUGUUCUUCCUGUUCAACGAUGUCCUCCUUUACACAACUCCAGUUACAGCUGGAUAUCGCCUGAACAAUGUUCUACCUCUGAAUGGCAUGAAGGUCUCAAUAUUUGGAAUUCAUCGACACUUCUCCUUUGUGCCAUGUCUUCACUUUCUGCAUUCAAGUCAGGUUGUGCCACCCAAGCUGGAAGAAUUCAAGAAUGAGUUUAACAUCAUAACCACCCAUCGCUCCUUCACUGUAGCUACAAGCACUCCUUCUGAGCGUGAGGAAUGGCUGAACGCACUUUGGAAUGCCAUUGAUGAGAAUGCAGAGAAGUACCACACAUUUAAGUCCCUGCAACAGGAACCACAGAAUUCGCUGAUGGACAAGGAUUUUGUGCUUGGUCAUAAAGCACCUCUCUGGAUCCCAGAUGCCCGUGUUACCAUGUGUAUGUUGUGCAUGACAGAGUUUUCUAUCACAUGGCGAAGACAUCACUGCCGGGCAUGUGGACGGAUCAUCUGUGGAAACUGUUCUGAGAACAGGGCACCUCUGCGAUACCUUAUGUAUAAGCCAGCUCGAGUGUGUGAUGAUUGUUUCCAGAAGCUGGAGCAAGAAGUACAAAACUGGGAAGAAAAAGAGAAAACCAGAGGAGAAAACUCUUCCACAAGUACAGAUGGAAAGACUCCAGUAGCUGCAUCCCAGGAAUCUCCUCUCAUCUUCAGUAGCAUCAAGGCACGUUUUCAGAAGAUCCACAAAAGCAAAAGCUUGAAGAAGAAACCCAGCAUGGCUCGUCCUUCUGUUUUGGUUGAAGUGCAUGCCAACGAUGAGGGUUCAGCUAUGAGUGGUUACCUGUGGGUGGCAAAGAACAAGAAGUGGAAGCGACUGUGGUUUGUUGUCAAAGGCAGUGUUUUGUACACAUACAAGGCAAGUGAGGAUGUGGCGGCCAUUGAGAGCAUGCCGUUGCUGGGCUUCGAAGUGACCAGGAUGACCACUUGGUACCAGGGAGCGGAACCAGAUCUUAUGUUUGAGCUGAAGCAUCAAAAUACACAGCCUCUAGUGUUCAAGUCCCGUAGCAGCACCGGUGGUGACCCAUCUGGAGCUGCUGCCACAGGCCCACCAGAAACUCCAACUUCACCUGGUGUCAUACCACACAUGAAAUCCAGCUCAGACACCACCACGCCUCGCCUCAUCUUUCGAACAGACAGUGCUGCUGCCACCACCAAGUGGGUGACUGUCUUGAGGGAGGCAUCUGUGGCAUGAGAAGAAUAGAUAGCUGUUUGACAUCAUGUUAGAACACCACAUCCUGCAGUUUCAUGUAUGUUCUACUACUAUGGCUGCACCCAGCAGGUACUUCACGUCCAUUUAAACAUUUCUUCAUCCUGCACUUGCCUCACAGACAUUCAAUAACCAUUGUCAUGUCCUGCAGCUGACCAACAUUCUACCAACAUCGUCACAUCCUCCAGAUGCCUUAAACAUCACAUCUUGCAGCUCUCUUCUGGGCUCCAGGCAGCAAGAACAUCUUUUGUGUGCAUAUGUUUGUGUGUUUGGUACGCGCGUGUGUGUGUGUGAGACAAUGUAAGCAUAUAAACGCAGGCAUCACAGGUCUGUUUGUUCACUUGUAUAUUGGUGUGUUUGUGUAUAAUAACCCUUGUACAUAAUUUUGAAUACAUGUACCAGCCUUUUUGAGUGCUGAGGAUGAAAUGAUAACAUGUAUAGGCUUUGGCCCUGGCAGUUUGUCCACUGUUCUUGUCAGCGCAUGUUUUGCCAAGCAAGAAAAAGCACAAAGAAAUGCUGGCAUUGUUUUGUGCAAGAUUUGUUGAUAUCUGAUGCAAUCUUUUGCCAUGAACUUUGUUGAGUUUGCAGACUGAGUAUGCAGUUUUGUUGUUUACACUGUGUGUGGGGGUGCAAUAUUGUUAAUUAGAAAAGAUGGCUUUCAAAUCUAUUGCAAUAUGAGCCUUCUCAUAGCUUUGGUAACUUUUUUUUCUUCUUGAGAAAACUCAUUCAUGUAAGAAUUCUUUGAGAAAUGUAAGUUAUUCCAAAAUCCAUGUAUGAACAUCACACUAGAAACCAUCAAGACAAAAUGCCUUUCUAAAAUAUUGGCAUAAUAAUAAGUGCAUUUGUAUAUUGCCUUUCUCCAGCAACUGCAGUAAUAGGAGUAAGAUAAUAAGAGUACACAGAAUAAGAGUGCACUUGCGUAGCAUGCUUCACUGUCAAAAAGACAAGCUCAGUGCACUGCACAGGAAGGGUAAAUGAAGAAACAAUACAUCAAGAUGAAGCAGUGAUGUAACACAACAUCACACAAACUCACAAAGUUUCUCAGAAGAAUGUGGGCGACCUGGUGGCACAUCGGUUAGCACCUGUCACCAAUACAAUGAAGGUUUUCUGUCCUGGGUUUAACUGUCAUCUCGGGCACGCUGUUCUUUGUCUGCAUGUGGCAUAUGUUUAUAGGGCUGGCUGCCUUGCCGUGAUACUGCCUUAGUUGUUGGCUCGGUGUAAUUCCACUAAUUCCACCCACUUCUCAGAAGAAUGUAGGAAGACUAAGGCAGGUGGAGAUCAGCAUAAAGAACGCAAUGUAGCAAAAAAAACCAAACAACAACAAACAAACAAACAUCUUCAACCCGUUAGCAAAAGCAAGAUUACCCCAGUUAAUGAUAUCAGACGAUGGAUCUAAAUAUAAUCGUUUGUUGUUCAUUCGUUUCAUCAAGGCAUUCAAGCAAAGAAGUUGAAGUAGCAGGGAACCAUUAAACCAUGAAAGCAAGUGUUUACAGAGUAUUAUUAUACCCUUAUUGUGAUUACUUUGUUUUUGGUCACUUCUCAUGCUUAUCAUGAAGUGGUCACUACCACCAUGUUUUGUCAUCAACACAAUCAUUGCUAAAAUUUGUUUUUGUGUUGCAGUCAGAAGAUGACAAAAUUAGUGCAAGUGAUUUUGGUCCAAGUUUCAAAAGCCUAUUUGAGAAAAGGUUAAAUUUGGCUCAGUAGCCUUACCAGUGAAAUUGCAGCAAAAACUGCCUGUUUUGAGGGAGAACCUUGUUGUCUGGUAUCUAUUUUUCCUACAAAGUUAUUUGAAACAAAGAUAUUGAGGAGAUGCUGAAGGAUUUACCAAGAAAUAUUUUGUCCCCCUUUACUUUGUGCCUGAGCAGUAUUCUUUGCCGUUACAAUCACAGUGCCUUGUUUAAUGACUAUUUAGCAAUUUAUUGUCUAGUAUCUUAUUAUUGGUAGUUGUGCCUUUUGAAGAUAUUUUUUUUGAAAGAAUUUUACUAAAUGUAUGGUCCCAUUGUCAACCUCCCUUCCAAGUUUCUGACAGUGUAUGGCUUUUUCAACACAUCAAGUGCCAAAUGUGAAUUGUUUACACCUCUACUUUUUUGUAAAUGCCACUGAAUUUCAGGUUUAGAGGAAGUUGUAUGAUCAUUCUAUUUUUUUUCAUUGUAUUGCACUUAAACUGUUCAAUAGUGCUGUGCUUAAAUACUUUUUCAAUAUUAAAAGAUGUUUUUAGUCUGUAAAUUUCAAGUCACAAAGAAAUCUCAUUUAGUUCAGAAUAGUUAAGAAUGCAAUGAGGUAUGUGAAACGAUACAAAGUAUACCAAAUCUUUUCUCAUUGAUUCUUCUGUAUAAAAUAUACAAAAUCUCUUCUUAUUGGUUCUUAUGUACAAAAUGUAAUUUUCAGAUUGUAGUCAAUUUUUAGGAAUGCUGUAAAUAGCAUUAAAAUAUUUUACAUUCAAAACGCUUGCAGUAGAUGCAUCAUUAACAACAACAACAACAAAAUACAGAAUGCUUCCAGAAAAAAAUAACAGCAUCAGAAAGUUGCAAACUUCACGUGAGCUGGAUUCUUACUUUAGGUGGUCUUGUACACAAAGUUUUAUUUAUUUAUUUUGUGCUUAAAGGUUUCUUUAAGUCUACAAUUAAGAUGACUGAUGUCAGUUAAUGCUGCAAAGUGGAGAAAUUUAAAAGUAUGUUUCAAUACCACAUUGAAGGUGUGUGAGAGUUUGUUUUUAAAAGAAAUGUUGAUAUUUAUUCUAUGACUGAUAAUACUGUGUACUUGAAUUGAAAGUCUGUGCUACUUUCAACAUUUCAAAUAAUAAAGCUGUUUGCAACAGAUAUUGUCCUUCCUAGAUCUGCUUAGUAAUUGAUUUUUGCAUUCAAAAUGUAAAUCAUCACUAUAGUAGAAAGGUAGAUUGAUCAUCUUAUGACUUCACAUAAUUUAAAGUAUGGCUCUACAUUUAAAGGAAUUAAAGACUUAAGCUAGCACUUUCAAAGCUACAUCAUGAGCCAAAAAAAUUAUAUUUUUGAAGUAUGAAUUUGCAGAAUUUGAAUAAAUUUUAUAGGUUUCAGUUGGAGACGUUUAUGUGAAGUCUGUAUAAAUAAAUGCGAGAAGAGGUAUAUAGCCAAGUACUUAGAAUUCAUUUAGUCAUCCCUUGACUGGUCUUGAGAGUGGGAGCUAAUGGGGGGAGCUCAUGGAUAGUUUCAGCUUCUGACAAGGCCCACUUCUCAGGUCUGUCUUAGACAGUGGUCCUGCACAGAAUGACCAGUCCCACUCCUUCACAUUUGUUAGCCUGUUCUUCCUCUGGCCCCCAUGCUGACAACCUCCUUCCAAGGUACCUUGAAGGAUAGUCGUUGACAGAGUGUUGCGCUGGGUCACAUGACCAAACCAGACCAGCUUACGCAGCUUGAGAAUAGGGGUUCCUGGUGUCCUACAAAUGUGGCAAUCAUGCCUCAGACAAAAGUCACUGGCUUUAUGUUGCCUGUACAAGAUCCACAGCAGUGUUCACAAGCACUUAUUAAAACUACUGGAUUUUCUUCUCCAAAUCAGCAAGCAAAGUUCAUGUUUCACAUCCAUAAAGCUGGGCUGGUACAACAAGGGACCUAUAUAGCUUGUACUUGGUAGUAAACUUGAUGUUAUGGCUGCACCAGACCUGUCCAACUUGUCCACUGCCGCUGAGUGUUCCAAAUGUUAUCUAGAUGUGGAUAUUUAUCUUGGAGCUGCCUUUUUCAGCAAAUAUCCAUAGUCUUUUUGGGGGACGGGGAGGGGUAGGUGGCUUAUACACUUGGGGGCACCUAUCUUCCUGUUGCAAAGGGAAAAACAGAAAGGAAGAGGAAAUGGGCACCAUUCAUAAUGGUGUAAUUAUCUGUUUUUCAGACUAUGAGAAAGUUAUCAUAAUUUACAGUUUCAUUCUGACCAUUUCUGAGCUACACCGGAAUCUUGUGGCAGUCUUCAGAGCGCAGUAGCCAUAGACUAAAAUCAGUCAACGUUUCUCUAACUGCAACAGGGCUUGGACCUCCAAAGUCAGCAGGUAUGGCAUGUUGCCAGUACUGCCUCUGUAGCAGUGCUCCUGUGGCUGUAGCUAUACAAAUAAAAACAGCCUCAAGGGACCACUAGAUACUUAUAGUUAGAAGCUGCUACCUAUUAAGCAAAGUGUAGCAAUCCCUUCAAGCUGAUUCGAUGAGAUUACAAAAAUUUUGUUGAGAGUUCCACAAUUCUUGGAAGAUAAACUGGUCUUUUUUGGUAAUUUUUAGAUUUUUCAUUUAAACAGAAUGUGUACCUGAUUUAUCAGAGAAAGUUGAACUUCACCCUCAAUAUGCCUAUGCCCAUGAUGUGGUGGACCACUUACAUUCACUGCCCUAAAGGUCACUAGGCUAGGGGACCCGGUACAUUUACUGAUCUUUUGCUGCUUAAACUGUUUAUGUCAUGAAAACCUAUGUGAACCUAUUUAUUGAAUGCUAAUUUGGCAAUUGUACAAUAAAACAUGAGUAUAUGUGUACUUUCCCUUAUUCAUCAUCAUUCAUUUUCUUUAAUUAGAUUGGUUGCUAAAAUUUUGAGUUGCAUGUUUGAUUUUGGUUUUUGGUUCCUUCCACUUCCUACUUGCAACAUGCAACAAGAAAUCAGAAACUUUAUACAAAGUGAAGUUUAUGUCUAAUUGUGUGACAUGGUAGUUAAACCAGUUUUGUUUUUUUGGGGGGGUUUUUGGUUUGUUUGUUUUGCUAUUGUGGCAAGUCAUUUCCUGUGGAGCUUUUGAGAUUUGACUUCAAAUAGAUCAGAUGGGUCAUACCCAGUUUUAUUUUUUAUCCCAAGUCACAUGUGUGCCUUAAAACUUUCCCAAAGGAUGCAUGUAUUUCGAAUAAACCUCUUUGCAAAUAGCUUGAGGUAAAAAGUAACUGGAUGUUUUUUAUCUGUAAUCAUAUCACACCAGUUUGUGACCCUUGGAUUACCAGAGUCAGUCAGUCCCACCCUUAGAUUGUGUUUGGAGUACAGUUAGGACCAGCACAGAAUUUUCAUAAGUGUCUUUUAUAAAAUUGCUUAAACUUGUGGGCACUAACAGGUCCAGGUAGUCUGCUCAAUGUGAUGCACGUUAAAGACAACAAAGUGACAAUCAACCAUACAAUAAACUUACCUGUCGGCAAACAGGUAACACCAUGACAGAAGAAAUUUUCUGGAAGUUGGUUAAAUAUGAACCCAGGCUGAUCACUCGUACUGUUUGAAGAAAUUGUGUAAACAUCUAAACAUCUUGUAUGUAACAUUUCUGUUCAUGCCACUGUACAGCUGUGUGACCAUAAUUACUAGUAUUGCCUAUGUGAGUUAAAGCAAGAAGUGGCUAAAGAGGAUCAACAAGAGUGACUACUGUUAUACUAGAACUUGAAUUCAGGCAGCAGUCACGUAAUGAUUUUUUUACAUACUGGACACUUUCCUUUGUAUCUUUUUAAUGAUAUACCCAGCAAUGUAAGUUCAUAUAUUUUUCUCAGGAAUCAAUACGGGAUGGUAGCUGACAAAAUCAGUAGGUGUCAACUGUGUUUCCAAAGAUCAACCUGUAAUAGAGUAAUAAUAAUUUCUAAACUGCUUAAGAACGAUUUUAAAGGGCUCUUGCUGAUCCUCUUUGAAGUAACUCUUCAAAACGUGUAAACCUCUGCAAGUUAUAUUCUGUUCACUUUUUUUGCACAUAAAGCUGAUUACAGGAGAAACUUGUGCCUGACCAUGCAUAUUUUUGAGGUGUGAUCUUGUUUCAACACCAUAGGUGGUGCAUGCAAAGUUGUCUUUUUCUCACUUUCGCAACCUUUACGAAGUAGUCCCUAAAUAUGUGAUCACUACACAACAUGUGAAUGUUACAUAAUUGCAAUAACAGCUGUUCAUAAAAUAGAAAAUUACGAAAUCCAUCAAAGCUGUCAAUACUUGAUUGUAUAAAGGUGAUUCAUAUUUAUUAUAUGCUACUGACUGUAGUUGUGUAUGGUUGCAUAAUGCAUAAUUCGUGGCUGCAUACGUUCAGAUUUCAAAUGUAAUAAACAAAAGCUUUCACUGUGAACGCAGUAGUCAGAAGCAAA